UUUUUAUUUUAUUCUUUCAGCUGACCGGUACUUUAAUUUUCUAUUCAUGUUAUAGUUGAAAGUUAAGUUGCUCUAGGGAAAAUGACGUCAAGAUAUGUAUGCACAUUAAGCCCUGAACUCCUGGAAAAAGCUGUCAGAGAAUUGAACGAACCACGUGACAAUGACGUCAGAUUAAAAGCGAUCGACGCUUUAAAGAAAGAUUUUAACUCGGAAAAAUAUGGCCCUUUACUACGUGACGACGAUUUGUUUUUACUGAGGUUUCUACGCGCAAGAAAAUACAAACACGCAAAGGCGUUAAGGGUAUUACACAAAUAUCACAGCAUUAGGAAGAAGUUUCCAGAAGUUUUUGAUAAAGUAUAUCACCCUGAAAGCAUGCGGGAAGUCAUGGAAUGCGGAAUCGUGUACGCUGCAAAUGGGACCAUGAAAGACGGCCAGUCAGUGAUCAUCUAUCGUCCCGAGAAGGAAACGGCGCAUAUGAGUUUCUAUGAUAUUUUAGCCUGUGGCCAGUUGGCCAUGGACAAACUACUGGACAGCGAAGAAUACCAGAUCUGCGGCGGGGUCACAAUUGAUGAUUUUGAGCAUUACGACCACGAAGCGAUGAAGGAGGUACCAGCAAGUAAGUAUAAAAAGAUGACUGAUCUGCUCCAAGAAGCGACGCCGGUCCGAAUCGGUCCAUUUCACAUUUUAAAUGAAGGAACUAAGUUCGACUUUAUGUACUCUAUGAUGAAACCGUUCAUGAAGCGAAAACUAACUAAGCACAUCACAUUACACGGAAAAUCAAUUGACAAGAUUGUUCCUGACCACGACCUACACCUGCUACCUCCAGUGAUGGGGGGCACGGGGCUGGAACCAGAGGCAGCGGCCAAACUUUGGGUGGAAUCUUUAAAAACGGGGAGCGGUUGGAAACAUUUGAAACACGACUGAAAGAAUUUAUUAGUUAUUUUUAUUAUUUUGUUGUAAAAAUACUAAAUUUAAACUAUGUAUGUAUAUAUAAAGAGAUGUAUAAACGCGCGCAACGUUUUGUUUAAUUAAAUUUUAGUAUUCAUAA
Ciona intestinalis (vase tunicate) is the source of this 1048-nucleotide messenger RNA. The record is from RefSeq and is a predicted model, not a curated record. Lineage: Eukaryota; Metazoa; Chordata; Ascidiacea; Phlebobranchia; Cionidae.